Molecule: messenger RNA, 1115 nt
Organism: Sturnus vulgaris (Common starling)
Lineage: Eukaryota; Metazoa; Chordata; Aves; Passeriformes; Sturnidae
Gene: CCDC198
Product: coiled-coil domain containing 198
Source: RefSeq, a predicted model, not a curated record
GGACGGUGCAUGAGGGGUUUUCCUUCUCCUCCCAGAGCCCUGGCUCUGCGGGAUGGGUCUGAGCUCCUCCAAGGCGCACCCCAAGGUGACCAGGGUGGCCCCAGUGCCGGCCCAGGGGGAUGUGGCCACUCUGAGUGCCCUGCAGGGGCUCCCCAGAGAGCCAGGACAGCCCAGCCCACACCCCCCAGUGCCCAUCUUCCACCUGGAGCUUCCACCUCUGCGGGAGACCUGGUACGGGAGAGCCUGUGCAGGGCCCCUCUCUCUGAACACCUUGCCAGGAAAGGACGGGACCAGCAUCAUCAAGCAGCACCCACCCCGAAGGCCCCAGAGGCUUGAACCUGCCAUCCUUUCACAAGCAAUCACUCCUGCAGAGCCCUGGAGUCAGCGAGAAGUGGCUGCAAGCCCAAAACCAAAGGUGCUGGAGAAGAGGGGGCAAAGCCUGAAUGCCCUCCCUGGCAGGAGGCAGCACUUGCACAAGCUUCAGAUGCUGGAUCUGACCCGCAAGAGACGAGAGGCGGAGCUGGAGCGGAAUCUCCACAGGGAGGCGAAAAUCAAUGAGCAAAAAAUCAAGGAAUUCAGCCCCAAGGAUGUCCUUGACACUCCCCAGAGAGGGGACAGUGCCAGAAGCCCAGACCCUGUGCCUGCUGAGCACAAUCAGCAUUUCCCUGAAGAUGACCCUGGAAACACGUGGGGUGGAGGACUCUGCAGGCAGCCUGGCAGGGCUGAGCUGUCCCCAGGCAGGAAGGGGAAGGUUGACCUGUGGUUCUGCAGGGAGCCACGGACCAGGGAUGUGUUCUGGGACUCCUCCAGCACAGGGUCAGAGGAGGGGGAGAGGGAAGAGAAGAUUCACCGCAAACCCACGCUCGUGAGGACCAGGACAGAGAGAAUUUCCCUGUUUGAUGACUUCUUUGACAGGGAUUUCUAGUGGCAUGGCUUGGGGUGUGCCAAGGGAAGAAGUCCCAGCUCUGGAGGGGCUGGAACCCUCCCAGGUGGAUGGGCUGAGGUUGGAGAUGUGCUGGCUGUAAAUGGAAUUUCUGUGAGUAUGGGAAUUUCAGUGGAAAGGACAAACGAGGAGCUUGCUGGUGUGGGGUGAAUAAAAACUCUCAGAAUCAAAA